CAGCAUUAAUACAGCACAUCAUGAUAGCAGGUUAAAUAUAGACAUGGAUUACAGAGUCAUUGUUUUCACUCCUGCUAAAUAAGACAGUGCACUUAAAAUGGAAUGCCACUUGACCUUUUGUGCCUCAUCAGUCUGUGACUGUAUUUAACUGAUGCAGGGAGGAAACAUUUUCCCCUGGAACUGUCCCCGGUUGAUAUGAGGAUCGCUACUGCUGGGUCACGCCAUGCACCAGAGGCAGAAGCCCAGCGCUCCAGAACACAGGAGCGAUCCUGCAGCCGAUGGAGGAGCUCUGUCCAUGUCUCACAAUGACUCACGCUCUCUUCUCAACCUCUCUCAGCUUGUGCUCUCUGCUGGCCAAAUCAAACCAUCGCCAGCACUCAAACAUUCAAAAAUCACGUACUUUGAAGUAGAAAUUCUUGAUGUGCAAAGCAAGAAGCAGAUCUGCAUUGUGGACAAGGUACCUCCAGCAUCUACCGUUCUUGACGUGAAACACAAAUUUCACAAAGCAUGUCCCCAGUGGUACCCUUCUCGUGUUGGCCUGCAACUAGAACGCAACGGGCCCUUUUUGAAAGAUUCAAUUAACAUUCAAAGUCUUGCUGUUUCCUCCAUCAUUACACUGUAUUUUACAGACCUGGGUCAGCAGGUUGGUUGGACCACAUUUUUUCUAACAGAAUACACCGGACCUCUUCUAAUAUAUUUGCUCUUUUAUAUUCGCCUCUCAACUAUUUAUGAUCAAGUGGAAAGCAGGAAGAACUUCCGCCACCCAGUGGUUCACUUGGCCUGCUUCUGUCACUGUUUACACUACAUCAGACAUCUUCUGGAGACAUUAUUUGUUCACAAGUUUUCGGAAGGGCACACUCCUCUGAAAAAUAUGAUAAAGGGUUGUGCCUUUUACUGGGGAUUCACCUCCUGGAUCGCCUACUACAUCAACCACCCACGGUAUACGCCACCAUCAUUUGGCCACAGACAAGUUUCUUAUGCUGCCCUUGCUUUUCUGAUGUGUGAAGCUGGAAAUCACUUUAUCAACGUAGCUUUAGCUCACCAAACUAACUCAGGAAAUAAAACCUGUUUUCCAAGUCCAACUUACAACCCCUUCACAUGGCUCUUCCUGCUGGUAUCCUGUCCCAACUAUACAUAUGAGGCUGGGUCUUGGAUUAGUUUCACAGUGAUGACACAAACUCUGCCAGAAACAGGCAUGGAAAGAAGACACAUGAUCUUUUUCUUUAAAUCUUUUUCAUUGGUAGUUGGCAUUUUUGCUUUCCUGAUGGUCAUCCAGAUGUCUCUCUGGGCCCAAAAGAAACACAAGCUGUAUCUGAAGAGAUUUUAUCCAGAAGUGCGGAGAAAAUCAGCUAUGAUUCCCAUCAUCUUCUGAGAUCUUCAUAAGAGUUGGAGCCGAAGUGUACAGUUCAAGAGCCAACUCAGAGCCAUUUCGUUGAGUAACCAAAUGGAUCAGAGGAAGAACUACUGGAUAUCUUUUUCAGAAAAUUAACAGUUCAAGAAGAAAAGCUUUUAAUUAAGUGCAAAAAUACAGCUCUUGAAUUCUUGGUUCCUGCUAAAAGAUAUGAUUUAAUUAGAUUUUCUGUAAUGGAGCUAAUUGGAAAGGGACAAGAAAACUGCUUACAUUGAAUGUUAGAUAUUUAGCUGGUGUAAGUGGGCACAGAUGCUGUUGCAAUUAAUGAACACGACUCAUCUGCAUGCAUUCGGGUCUGGUAAUUUUAAGGUUCAGAGUUAAAUGUUGACAAGAGUCUUGAAUUUUUGCAUCAGAAGAUGUUUCACAGCCUUAUUUCUAUUAAACUGCACAAAACCAGCACAUUCUGCCUCAGCUCCUCUAAACCGUCACAUCAAAGGAUGACCACUUUGCUGUGAACACCAUUUAGUCUAGCUUCACAAGGUUUUUCUUUCUUUUUUCUUUUUUUUAAAAAUCAAAUUUCAUAUCAAAUUGUUCAAUCCAAAUUGGCUUAAAUUGAUCACUGCAAAGAGGUCUAGCUUUCUUUUAUUUUCAGAUAGGCAGAUCAUCUCCACAAUUUCAGAAGGGGACUAUUUGUGAGGUGCUUCCCAUUUCGCUACUAAUUUGAGACAUGACCUUGGGUACAUCACUUAAGUCUGUCUCCGUUUCCUAUUGAACAGUCUGGAAAUAGCAGAAGACUUUUUGAUCUAAAAAGCAUGUUAAGAUCUCCUUGUUCAGUGGCUGACUGCAUCCAGACACCAUUCACCUUACUUGUAUUAGGCACUGUGAAAUCCGUGGGCACAAGGUGAACCAGAGUACAGCUUGUUAUCCAAAAAGGAAAGAGAUCCUGCCAAAUGCAUUUCUGUCCAUAUUUGAACUGCCUCAGAUGGACACUGCUGAAAGGCUUCAGCUCUCCUUCAGUUUGGUCAGGCUCUAUCUGCUACUUUGCUUUCCAGGACAUUUUUCUAAGGGAUUCUCUAGGCUUGUAUUCAAGUCCUGAAAACACUAUGUAGCUCCAUUUGCAAAUCAGUGGCAUCCAUGUCAUGCAGAAGCACAGAGCAGAAAAACCAGAGCUGCUUCAGCAGGUAUUAAGAUACGGAGAGUUAGGGCAUUAAGUCCUGUUUUUAUUAAGUCCUGUUUUCAUUCUAUUUCUGCUGCACAUUUUUCAAUGUCUUUUGGCUCUCUUAGGCUGGUAAAAAAGCUUGCCUGAAGAACUUUAUAAUUAGAGAAACACCAUAGAAUACACAGGCAAGGAAGGCAGUUUGUCUCCUAAAGGCACCAUUAUCUUUGCACCAGCUUAAGUGUUCUAACAAAGUUAAUUUGCCCAGUAAAUUGGGUUCAUAUCCCUCUUCUAAUGUCUAACUUGCAACACUUAUCCUAUUAGCCACUGUAACUCAAUUUCAUCUUUGUAAUGUAAAUAGAUCACUUUCCAUAUUUUUAAACUUGUAAUCUGUGAACACCUAAAAUUUUUAUUCCUCUCAACAGAAAAACCCUAAUCAAAGUGAAUAUCCACUUCUCUAACCCAGACUGCUAAUAAAGAUCUAUUUUUGAAAAAUUAUUUUCUGUACUCCAUGAUUGCAUACCUAGCAAUAUUUUUAAACUUUUUUUUUUUUUUUCCAGACAGUUAAAUGCAUGAG
Molecule: messenger RNA, 3084 nt
Organism: Empidonax traillii (willow flycatcher)
Lineage: Eukaryota; Metazoa; Chordata; Aves; Passeriformes; Tyrannidae
Gene: TECRL
Product: trans-2,3-enoyl-CoA reductase like
Exons: 12
Coding region: 224-1372 (382 amino acids)
Biological process (GO): very long-chain fatty acid biosynthetic process
Molecular function (GO): oxidoreductase activity, acting on the CH-CH group of donors
Source: RefSeq, a predicted model, not a curated record